CUGCGUGCUUUUUUUUACCUUUUUUAUAUAUAUUAUAUAUAAUAUAAUAAAGGUAAGUUUUUUAUACAGAAUCUACGCGAGAACUCGUAUGUCGUGUGCAGCGUGACCACGCAAGCUAGCGGGAAGAAGACGGAAGUGGAUAUUGGAGGGGCACACGUGGCGACACACAAACAAAAGGAUAGGGUAAGCGAACCUAUUUCGGAACAGCACCUAUUUCGGAACACUUUAAUUUUGCUCCUGUUAGCUAUCACGUAAUGUCAAAUUUUAAUGCUGGUGAUAAAGAGCAUCGUAAAUAAAGUUUGUGAUGUGAAGAAAUGAACAGUACAUACAGAAAAUAAUUGACAAUAGUAUAUUUUUGUUAUUGGUUGUCAUGUCAGGGCGCUUCUGAGCGGGAUGAGUUACGGUAAGUACAAUAAUUUCAUCUUUCUCUUAUAUUACUUGCUCGUUCUCUUAUAUUUUAGACUUAAACAACAGUUAAAGGUUCAAGGAAGAUAAUCGUUGCUUAAUUGAAUUAUGAAACUAUGUUGUUGCGAAAUGCGGCUAUAUAUGAAAACAGACAAAUGUAGGCUGAGGUUAGGCAGGUCGCGCUUGAUAUAAAAUUAAAUGAUUCAUUAUUUUACGUUUAUGCAUUGAUUCUAGCAGCUGAAAUAUCUAUUUAAAAGACAAUUUAUUAUAGUUUCCUGAAAUAUUAAUUAAAAUUCUAUUUUCUUUGUGGAAAUUGUUGUAAAUAGUCUGAAAUGCAUAUCUGUUUUCACAAACUUUUUUAUUUCUUGUUAAUUUAUCUUGCUUUAAACUACUUAUUUUUAAUAACUACGUAUUUUUUUAAAUUGAACAGACGCGUUCUUAUUACAAUUUCUUAACAACCGCUUAGAAAAAUUAUUAAAAAAAUUAUUUUUCAGAGAUUAUUUUUUAAUUAUUAGGUUCAUCAUGCCGGUUUAUUCCGAGAAAGAUCUCGCCAUGGCUGUCAGUGCUGUACGUGAUGCAGGAAUGUCUUUAAGAGUUGCACAACAAAUGUAUAAUGUUCCAUUCCAAACCAUUCGGAAUCAUGCACUUGGCAUUAAUAAAGGGCACAAGAGAGGACCCAAAGUUAAAUUGCAAGAAUACGAAGAAGAAAUCAAAGAAGCCUGUGAUACUCUAGUCAAUAUGGGCUAUGGUCUAAAUAAGACAGACGUGAAAAGCUUGGCAGUGGAAGUGUGUGACAAGGCAAACAUACCACCUUUCAAAGCUGGAUUGCCAUCCCAGAAAUGGUUUAUAGGAUUUAAAAAAAGAAACAAUUUAAGUUUAAGGCAACCACAGAAUAUUUCUGCUGCAAGACUGUCCAUGACAACUGAGUCAGUAAAAGAAGAAUUUUUUUCAAAAUUGAAAUCAGUGCUGGAUGAUCUUAUCCCGAAAGGAUUGGAUGCCACAACAAUAUUCAAUCUAGAUGAAACAGGUAUUUGUACAGUACUGAAAAGUGGGAAAGUUUUAUGCUCUUCUGGUACUCGCGAUGUCCGAGCAAAAAAAGGAGGUGAAAGAGGUCAAAAUGUCACUCUCCUUGCUACAGUGAAUGCUACUGGCACCAUUAUACUUCCUCCUAUGAUUAUUUUUCGAGGAAAAUCUUUAAGUGAGGAGCAAAUGAGAAAUGCCAUGGAUGGUAUGUUGUUUGCUUAUUCUGCAAGGAGUUUUAUUGACAGUGAACUAUUCGAAAUGUGGUUCAAACGCUUCAUAAAUGAUAUUCCUCCAAAAAGGCCUGUACUCUUACUUAUGGAUGGACAUGGAUCCCAUAUCAAUUUGAGCGUUUUGGAGUUAGCCUUUCAAAAUGAAAUCACUCUACUCUGUUUUCCACCUCACACAACCCAUCUCUUUCAGCCAUUGGAUCGAGGUGUGUUUGGACCAUUCAAGAAAGUUUUCUCUCAAGAAGUAGACAAACUUAUUCGCAAAAACAAGAAAAAGAACUUUGGAAGAAAUGAUAUAUGUCAAAUUCUUACCCCAGCAUGGAGAAAAGCAAUCACACCAAAUAAUAUAACUGCUGGUUUUCGGUGCAGUGGCAUUUGGCCUUUCAAUCCUAAUGCUGUUCAACUCAAUAAUAAGAAACCAGCCAAAUCUUCAACUCAUCCUUCGACUUCUGCUUCUACUGAGAUUACUGUUUCUAUACCAGAACAAACCAAUCAGUGUAUAUCCCUUAAUGAGGUCACUCAGUUUACUAAAACAGGAGAAUCCCAAGUUUCUGAUAAAAAUAAAAAUGGUAAAAGUCUAGUUUUUCAAAAAAAGAGAAGCAUGCCUGUUACAACAUCAAAGCGAAUUGCCUGUUGUGAUAUCACAAAUAAGAUCACGAAAAAUGUAAAGCACUCAAAUAUUGUGCCACAGGUAUCACUCUCUCAAUUUGCGUGGAAACCAUCCGAGAAAUCGUCACUUGAUGUACAAGAUCAAAGGGAUUCAACUAUAGAUAUUCCUGAUCAAUUUCAAAAACCUGUUGCAUUUGAAUCCCCUGUAGUACUGUCCAACUUUCUUUGCGUCCACGCACCACAUACAAACUGCGACCGCGAAAAAAAAGCACGCUUCAAGGAGACGCCGAAUGACAAAGAUGGUAAAGAUUGUGAAGAUGAUGAAGAUGCUAAUACUGAUGACACACUGAGAAUAGGCUAUUCUAAUGAGCUUGAAUCCAUUAACUCCAAAAUUAAUGAGAUCAUGGAUUCAAGCUAUGAAAGUGUUAACGAACGACUAUGUGAAAACAAAUCCACCGCUUCGAAUUCUUACGAAGAUAAAGCACCCCGAUGGUGA
Molecule: messenger RNA, 2760 nt
Organism: Vollenhovia emeryi
Lineage: Eukaryota; Metazoa; Arthropoda; Insecta; Hymenoptera; Formicidae
Exons: 4
Coding region: 928-2760 (610 amino acids)
Cellular component (GO): nucleus
Molecular function (GO): DNA binding
Source: RefSeq, a predicted model, not a curated record